This is a messenger RNA of Nematolebias whitei (Rio pearlfish), 2268 nucleotides long. RefSeq names its product E2F transcription factor 7 (gene e2f7). Bases 1 to 2268 code for a protein of 755 amino acids. Gene Ontology annotation, cellular component: RNA polymerase II transcription regulator complex. Lineage: Eukaryota; Metazoa; Chordata; Actinopteri; Cyprinodontiformes; Rivulidae. The record is from RefSeq and is a predicted model, not a curated record. Gene Ontology annotation, molecular function: RNA polymerase II cis-regulatory region sequence-specific DNA binding; DNA-binding transcription factor activity, RNA polymerase II-specific. The transcript is spliced from 12 exons. Gene Ontology annotation, biological process: regulation of transcription by RNA polymerase II.
AUGGAAGUUGAAUGUCUGUUACUAAAAGACCUCAGCAGUCCGAGGAAGAGCUUCUCUGAGGAGGAGGAGGAGGAUGAAGGGCACAGUGAACAGAAAGAAAAUGUGCACACGGAGAGGAGAAGGUCAACCCCGCUGAAGUCGGCAGACUCCACCGUCCCCGUUCUGCUGGUGAACAGGAAGGGCUCCAGUCCCGAUCUGAGCCACAUCACCCCCAUGAAGCAGGCUGCUCUGGCAGAGCCCUGGACGCCCACGGCUAACCUGAAGGUGCUGCUCAGUGCGGCCAGCGUGGACAUCCGGGACAGAGAGAUGAAAAAGGUUCUGUUCAGACCGCUGGAGAACCACAAGGACGAGCCGCCCAGCUCCGACACCUUGGAGGAAACGGAGGUGGAAGACUCUGCUCAGUUUGAAGAGGACGAUGGAGAGAAGAAGCCAAGCAGGAAGCAGAAGAGUUUGGGUCUGCUGUGUCAGAAGUUCCUGGCUCUUUACCCAGACUACCCCCCACUUCACAGCGCCAUCUGGAUCACACUGGACGAGGUGGCAACCAGUCUGGGCGUGGAGCGACGCCGGAUCUAUGAUAUCGUCAACGUGCUCGAGUCUCUCUCCAUGGUGGGCCGGUUAGCCAAGAACAGCUACACCUGGUACGGCCGCCAGCGGCUGCCGGCCACACUGGAGGAGCUGCAGCGGCGGGGCCGAGAGCAGGGCUACCACCUCCAGAUGGACCUGACUGCUGAGAGCAGGACGGCUGGGCAGAGCCGAGAGGAUGACGGAGGGGAGGGAGACGCUGGGAACGCUGGGAGCAACAGAAAGGACAAAUCUCUGCGCAUCAUGAGUCAGAAGUUUGUCAUGCUGUUCCUGGUGUCCAAAACUCAGACCGUGACUUUGGAUGCAGCAGCAAAGGUCCUCAUCGAGGAGAGUCAGGACUCCUCGAGCCACAGCAAGUACAAAACCAAGGUGCGGCGUUUGUACGACAUCGCCAAUGUGCUGACCAGCUUAAACCUCAUCAAGAAGGUUCACGUGAGAGAGGAGAAAGGCAGGAAGCCGGCCUUUAAGUGGCUGGGCCCCGUGGACUUCAACAGCUCCAAAAACACGCUGAACACAGCGGCCGUGUGUCCGCGUGAGUCGGCGCCGUCAGCUAACGAGCAGGACUUCAGGACGACGAAGCUGGCUCGUCACGCCUCCUUCAACGUCACGCCCACAUCAGUCGCUGCGCUGCGGCAGGUCAACUCCGCCCCCAGCAGCCCUGGUCGUCACUCAACAGGUCUGUCCAGCCAGUCUGCAGAUUUUUCCAGAAUGUCUGUGAGCAGCAGCUCGGUGUGUCGACUGCAGUUUGGAAGCAGCACUGACAGUCGCCUCAACACGCCACUGUACGAUCAGCCCUCCUCCACCGUUCAGCCAACACAGCCCAGCCCAGGGAACCUCCUCAUCCCUUCGCCUCACUGCUUAGCCUACCUGCCCAGCCUGUCCCAACCCUCAGUGGUCAUGCUCUACAGGCCGCCGGACAAACAAGCAUGCACUGCUGAAGGUCAGAGGUCAGCCGGGUCAGAGCGUGGGGAGGAGAGGAAACGAAUGCGGGAGGAAAGUGAAGAAGCUGCAGAGACGGUGGGAAAAAAGAAAGCAAAACCCGUGUUUGAGGAAUCUGAAAAGCCGAGGGCCCCAGAGAGUCAAAGCAGCAGCGAGCACGCCCUGCCAUCGCACUACCUCUAUGUGCCCAACAGUGCAGGACUAAACAGCCUGAACUUCCUCAUCCCAGCCGGACAGCCCCCAGCCAGCAUAACACUUCCUCCCACCAUGGCACUGCCAUACGUCCUGGUACCUUCUGCUGCCAUCUCCCAGUACCCUCUGUUGGCCAGUAGCAUACAGCAGCAAAGCUCCGAUAGCCCCACCAGUCUGGGCUUCAGCCUGCCUGCCAUGGUGUCUCCCACUCACUUUAUGGUGGGGGCGACGCCUUACAGCGUGACGACGGUGCCAGAGGUCAGCAGGUCACAGCUUUCAUCGCCCGUGACUCCAGAACUGAACAGACGUUACAUGUCAGCGGGGGGCACACCACAUUCUCCUUCAGGGCCUCGACAGAUCGUCAACGUUAACACUCAGGAACCUCUGACUCCACACACACCGAAGGAACCCGCAGCUUCGUUUUCCAAAGCUUUCUUCCAAACCCCAGGAUCUCUGGGAAAUGUAGUAGCAGCUGCCCGGAGAAAAGGUUCAGCACAGAGGAGACUGGACGUCGGCGCCCUGACGGCCGUGGAAAAGCAGGGGAGCCCGUCCUGA